UCAACUGCAGUGCACUCUUUCUCUUAACUUAUGAUACAACAGUAUGUCAUAGUGAAGUAACAUGAAUUUUGGUGAUGGCACGAAACUUACAGUGAUCGAGAAGAACAGAGAAAUCAUAUCACCGACUGUGGUCAUCUUUUCACCAUCAAAGCAAGAGAUUCAACAGAAGAAGAAGGCCACACUGGUAUGCCUGGCCUCUGGUUUCUACCCUGAUCACCUCAGUUUAGUCUGGACAAAGAAUGGCAAGAAGAUGACAGAAGGAGUGGGAACAGAUGAGACUUCCACACCAAAUGGGAGCACUUACGCAUUGACCAGCAGACUGAGAAUCUCAGCCCAAGAGUGGUUCAACCCUCUGAAUCGUUUUGAGUGUACUGCUGAAUUUUUUAAGAAUGGAAGUCUGGAAUUAAUACAUAAAUUCAUCUAUGGUGAUGCUGGCUGUGCGCUUACUAAAGAAUCCUACUUGCAUUAUGGAAAUUCUAUGAAGCUCACUUACCUCAUUUUGUGUGGCAAAGCCUUCCUCUAUGCAAUUUUGGUGUGCACUCUGAUGUGGAAAGUCAAGGCUGGUAGCAAGCCAUAUAAAGAAUAAGUGAAUAAUCUCCUCCAUCUCAUCAACAGGAAAACAACAAAUUCCACGUUUUUCUUUUCUGUGGUAGAGUCCAAGCUUCUAAUAUCCUCUUUCUUGAUGGUUCUCUGUUCUCUCCUGUUCUUUCAGCUUUGUUUUAAUCACUGCCAGAUUUCCCAUGGACGUGCAGGGUAAUCUCUGUCUUAGCUUUAAAACACCUCCUUACUGCUCAGAGAUGUCAGCUUCUUAAAUUAGGAAUAAAGUUUGUGUCACUCCAUUCAAGAAG
Phasianus colchicus (ring-necked pheasant) is the source of this 848-nucleotide messenger RNA. Lineage: Eukaryota; Metazoa; Chordata; Aves; Galliformes; Phasianidae. The record is from RefSeq and is a predicted model, not a curated record.